This is a messenger RNA of Brassica napus (rape), 910 nucleotides long. RefSeq names its product auxin-responsive protein IAA34. Bases 278 to 772 code for a protein of 164 amino acids. Gene Ontology annotation, molecular function: protein binding. Gene Ontology annotation, biological process: regulation of DNA-templated transcription. Lineage: Eukaryota; Viridiplantae; Streptophyta; Magnoliopsida; Brassicales; Brassicaceae. Gene Ontology annotation, cellular component: nucleus. The record is from RefSeq and is a predicted model, not a curated record. The transcript has 4 exons.
UGGGGUUACAAACACUGAACCUGUGAUGACCUCCCCCAUCCCUUGCACUUAGUGUCAUCAGACAAACAACAAAAGGACCACAAAACUGACCCUUGCGUGAUUGGUAAUGGGUUCUUCUUUGUCUUUUGUCUCUGCCCUGCCUGCAAUUAUGUCUCUUAACUUUCAGCCUUAGCUGCGUGCUAUAAAUCCACAUCAUUCAUCUCACCUUUUUAUUCCGUUUGUCAUAGAAGAUUCAUAUCAACCUGUGUUUUCCCAAGUUCUUUUCAAGUAUCAGACCAUGGUGUGUGACAGCGUAAUCGAUUUAGGCCUCAGUCUUAGAACCAUACAACAUGAGCCUUACCACACAUCAGGCCAAAGUGUGGGAGAAUAUCGAGAAGUUACAGAUGAGCUAAAGUCCAACCGUGGCGAGUUUCUGCAGAAGAAGCACGAAGCCAGAAAUGGAAGAUGUGGUAAAGAAUGUUGGAGUAAUGAAGGAGGGAGAAAGAAGUGGGGUUAUGUAAAGGUCACCAUGGAUGGGUUUGUGGUAGGUCGUAAGGUAUGUGUUCUUGAUCAUGGAGGGCAUUCAACUCUUGCUCAUCAACUAGAGGAUAUGUUUGGGAUGCAGAGUGUAACGGGAUUGAGGUUGUUCGAGAGAGAAUCAGAGUUCUCUUUGGUGUACAAAGACAAAGAAGGCACUUGGAGGAAUGCUGAGGAUGUUUCAUGGAAGGAGUUGGUAGAAAACGUGGAGCGGCUGAGAAUCACAAGAAGAAACGAUUUUCUACUUUUCUUUUAAGCUCAAAAACUUUGACGAUCCUCUCAUCUUCCUUUACUCUUUGCUCUAAUGUCCAUAUCAGCUCCUUCCUGGUUCUUGCUUUUUGAAUCUUGUCUUGCCAACCAAAAUAAAAGUUAAUGUCGAUCGAAGUAUAAAGUA